This is a messenger RNA of Etheostoma spectabile (orangethroat darter), 2266 nucleotides long. It is a transcript of the gene hs6st1a, whose product is annotated as heparan sulfate 6-O-sulfotransferase 1a. The coding region runs from base 324 to 1613 and encodes 429 amino acids. NCBI's taxonomy places the organism in Eukaryota, Metazoa, Chordata, Actinopteri, Perciformes, Percidae. The transcript has 4 exons. The record is from RefSeq and is a predicted model, not a curated record. Gene Ontology annotation, molecular function: heparan sulfate 6-sulfotransferase activity. Gene Ontology annotation, cellular component: membrane.
CUGCAUCUUGGGUACAUAACUCCAUGGUGAUGCAGUGAGCCUGUUGUGUAGACUGGAAACCAAAGUAAAGUAAACGGGGGAGGGUCGGCUACGGGGGGGCUUUCAGUGAGUUACAAUGCGUCUUUCAGGGUGUUGAACGGUCUCGGUAAACGAUGAGCCAACUUUGCCGGUCAACACGAAGGGGAAUGAGCCACUCUUGAACCCCGAAAACAAGUCCUUCUUGGCGGGGGAGAGCGAGAAUGCAGAAGCCGAGAGACCUGCUCGCUGUUGUCGGCUUGACUGGGAAAUGGUAGCGUACUGUAGGAACCGCACUUGGAAGGAACAUGGUCGAGAGGAGCAGCAAAUUCUUGUUGAUCGUCGUCGGAUCCGUGUGUUUUAUGCUGAUUCUCUAUCAGUACGUAGCUCCCGGGGUGAUCAAUUUCGGCUCUCCGCACGGUUAUUUUACGGAAGAAGACGAGGGGGACAUCUUCCCCACUCCGGACCCCCACUACGUUAAGAAAUACUACUUCCCCGUCAGAGACCUAGAGAGGACGAUUGAUUUCCAAAUCAAAGGGGAGGACGUGAUUGUGUUUUUGCACAUCCAGAAGACCGGGGGGACUACCUUCGGCAGGCACCUGGUCCAGAAUGUACGUCUGGAGGUCCCCUGCGACUGCAGACCGGGCCAGAAGAAGUGUACCUGCUACCGGCCGAACCGCAAGGAGACCUGGCUCUUCUCCCGGUUCUCCACCGGCUGGAGCUGCGGCUUGCACGCCGACUGGACCGAGCUCACCAACUGUGUGCCAGGGGUCCUCAACAAGAAGGAGAACAAACAGAAAAAUCUAAGGAAGUUCUACUACAUCACUCUGCUAAGGGACCCGGUGUCUCGAUACCUCAGUGAGUGGCGGCACGUGCAGCGGGGAGCCACGUGGAAAACCUCCCUGCACAUGUGCGACGGACGGACCCCUACGCCCGAGGAGCUGCCCUCAUGCUACGAGGGCUCCGACUGGUCGGGGUGCACCCUGCAGCAGUUCAUGGACUGCCCUUACAACCUGGCCAACAACAGACAGGUUCGUAUGUUAGCGGACCUGAGCCUCGUCGGCUGCUACAACAUGUCCACGGUUCCAGAGAAGAAAAGGGCCCAGCUUCUGCUGGAGUCCGCCAAGAAGAACCUCCGAGACAUGGCCUUCUUUGGUCUGACAGAGUACCAGAGGAAAACCCAGUUCCUGUUUGAACGAACCUUCAGGUUGCGCUUCAUCAGGCCUUUCAUGCAGUACAACAGCACCCGAGCUGCAGGGGUGGACCUGGACAACACUACGGUCCAGCGGAUAGAGGAGCUGAAUGAGCUGGACAUGGAGCUGUACGACUACGCCAGGGAUCUGUUCCAGCAGCGCUACCAGUACACCAGGCAGCAGGAGAGGCGGCAGCAGCGCAUCAAGAACCACUUGCAGCAGAGCCACCAGGGCCUGGGCCUGGGCGUCAACCUGUGGCCCUCCCAUGGCCGGCAGAGCUCGGUGUCGACACUGGAGGACGGAGAAGGGGAGAGGGAGGAGGGUGAGGAGGGAGGCAGAACGGAGGAGGCGGGCAGUAGGCUUCCAACUGAGGACUACAUGAACCAGAUCAUCAACCGCUGGUAGCAGCAGAAUGAUACACAGACAUGCAGAUGUGAUGUGAAAAGUACACAAACACACACACGCACACAAACACACAGAUUGGCGCCUGCAUCAAGACCCAAAUUACUGACUAACAGACUUUACUGGAGAGGGGGCCGUGAAUGAGAGUCGCAGUGGUUGUUAUGGAGACCUGGGCUUGGUCGAUUGCAUCAGCUCACAUUAUUGAGGUUUGCCCAGUUGUUAUUAGCACCUGCUUGCCCUCUCCCCCCUCUAAGAUUCUCUCUCUCCUAUCAUCAUUACUGACUGAACAGAGGAGAGAUAUUUUUAAGACUUGCUGACAACCAAGUAUCAUCCAUCUCUCCCGCCUCCCCUCCUCCUCUUCCUCCUCCUCCUCCUCCUCCUCCUACUCUGUCCCUCUUGUUCUCUGUGGCCUCAUAUGGAGCAUGAGAACAUAAAAUUAAGUCUGUGAAUUCCAGCUAACUCUUGCUAAAGGAGCAGUCUACUUCCUGGAUGCUCCAUUUUUAAAAGAACUGGGAAAGCUAUAAAAGUGUGCUAAUGGCUGAGCUGAACAAAGAAAACGGUGGGAGUACAUGAGAGACGGAACUCUAAAGAAGUGAAGAAAAGUUGGACUGAGUUGUGUAAUAAAGCUUUCUGCUAAGAAAAAAAAAAAAAAAUCA